AUGGCUGCUUAUAGGCCAGCCACGCUGACCUUUUUUGUGAGGUCCCUGCAGUUUGGUAUGUUCCCUCCAACCUCAAAGCCUUUGCACAAGCUGUUUGGGAAGUCCCCGCCCCUCAGGCCACAGGUGGCUCUUCAGGACCCCUUCCUGUCCCAGAUUAGAUCCCACCCUGCCCGCCCCCGUGUCAUCGGAGCGCCAGAGAUAGUAACACAUUAUGCCUCCCCCCACCCCACCCCCAAGGUCUGCAGAAAGGGGCGGGGCCGGGGAGGAGCGGGGCAGGUCGGGAACCAGGAGAAAGGCCCCUGCGGCUGGAGCCAGCCAGGUAAAGGGAAACGAGGAAAAGGCCCAGACAGAUCUCAGGAGAAGAAACCGAAGAAGCCGGAAGUGGACAUCCUCAGCCCUGCCGCCAUGCUGAACCUCUACUACAUCGCCCACAACGUUGCUGACUGCCUGCACCUGCGGGGCUUCCCCUGGCCCGGAGCUCCCAAAUCAAAGAAGGGGAAAAACAAGCCUUAAUGGCGUCUCACGGAGAGCGGGGAAGAGAAAUCAGAAUAACACAACUACUGCAAGCAAAAUAGACUUUGCCGAAGACAGCCCGAGACGCAAGCUAAGUGUGCUUUUCUGUGCUCGUUAGUGACAGAUAAAUGCAUUUUACUUCCCAGCUCAAUUCAGCUAUAGUGAGCCAACUUGGUUUUUCAGAAGUUGUUAAGGGGGGAAAAAAGAGUCUGAGUAGUUCCUACUCAGGAAGUUCCUACGUGAUGGAAUGGAUAGGAUUUUUUUAAUUAUUAUAAUUCUGGGUCCGAAUUAAACCUCAUUCUCCAAAGGCA
Molecule: messenger RNA, 824 nt
Organism: Suricata suricatta (meerkat)
Lineage: Eukaryota; Metazoa; Chordata; Mammalia; Carnivora; Herpestidae
Gene: SMKR1
Product: small lysine rich protein 1
Exons: 3
Coding region: 1-513 (170 amino acids)
Source: RefSeq, a predicted model, not a curated record